AUGCUGCGCUCGGAUGACAGCAAUACUAUCAGCAAAUCGGCGGUCAUUUUCCGGUGCAUAGACUAUAUCCUGUGUCUCGAGAAGCACCUGUCGUUCCUCAUGAUUAUGAUGACAUGGCUACUAUUUGUCACUAAAUUGGGUCCAAUGUUCAUGAAAAACCGGAAACCAUUUGUAUUGCGAGAGAUUAUAAUGGUCUAUAACUUGAUACUAGUGCUCACAAACGCUUAUUAUAUCUACGCGUCCCUCAAAUGGUUAGAGUUUGGCCGCAAAUCACUGGACCCCAAAUUACCAGGCUACUGUACCGAUGGCUAUAUUUACUACUGGAUCUACGAGUACUGGGAACAAGGGAUCGAUACACGGACUCGGGGUUAUUUUCUGGUGGACAUGUCACCCCUCACAUUAUGUUGUAUCCUGGCCAUGUAUAUAAUUCAUGUAAAACUUCUCAUACCAUAUCUCAUGAAAAACCGAAAGCCAUUUGACUUAAAAAAGAUUAUCAUCGGAUACGACGUGUUACUGGUAGCUAUUAAUGCUUAUUUUUGGUUUUACUCGUUGGCACACAUCACCGAUAUGUGGGACUUUAAAAAAGAACUCGCAUCGCACGUGGGUUGGCUACUGUGUCGCAAGCACCCGGAGGUACUCGAAAAGGGCAAAACCAUCGACAUGAGCGACCUGGACAGGGAUCCGCUUAUUAAAUUUCAGCGCCGUUUCUACAUACCAUUGGUGGCACUCAUUUGGGGCGCAUUCCCCACAUACGUGCCCUACUAUUUGUGGGGCGAAAGUCUGUGGAACUCCUAUUUCCUAUGCGUUAUGUUUAGGUACGCGCUCAUCCUGAACAUCACAUGGUGUGUGAAUAGUGCGGCUCAUUUAUGGGGCAAAAAGCCGUACGAUAAGUCAAUAAAUCCAGUCGAGUGUGUGAUUCGUCACGUAAUGUUUGGCGAGGGAUUUCAUAACUAUCACCAUACAUUCCCUUGGGAUUAUUCAGCUAGUGAGCUUGGUGCGUUUGACGUGUUUAACCCUGCUACCAUGUUCAUCGACUUCUGGGCCUACUUUGGACAGGCGUAUGAUUUGAGAAAAGCGUCUGACGAUGUGGUUAAGAGCCGACAGAAACGUAGCGGUGAUAUGAAUUGGAAAGGGAGCACAAAGGUCUUUGAAAUCGCCACAUGCCUGGCCACUAUCGGUCUAAUGACCCAGUCUACAGCCACUGAGACCGAAACCGGUAAUAAUAAUAAUGAAAUUGGUUUCCAAAACGGCACAGAAAUCGAUGCCAAACCAAAACCCGAAUACAAACUUGAAUUGGUCUGGCGCAAUAUAAUACUGAUGACUAUAGUACAUUUAUCAGCUAUUUAUGGUUUAUACCGGGGUGUUUUCUACGCCAAACCGAUGACCAUUUACUUCAUGUAUCUGUUGGGUCUCCUUUCAUCAUUUGGUGUUCAGUGUGGGGCGCAUAGGUUGUGGUGCCACCGGACCUAUAAGGCCAAACUGCCCCUUCAGAUACUGUUGGCAUUCAUGCAUAUACUGGCCCUCGAGAACGACAUUUACGAGUGGAGUCGCGACCAUCGCGUGCACCACAAGUACUCCGAGACGGACGCCGACCCUCACAACGCCAAAAGGGGUUUCUUUUUCGCGCACGUGGGUUGGCUACUGUGCCGCAAGCACCCGGAGGUACUCGAAAAGGGCAAAACCAUAGACAUGAGCGACCUGGACAAGGAUCCGCUUAUUAAAUUUCAGCGCCGUUUCUACAUACCAUUGGUC
Molecule: messenger RNA, 1752 nt
Organism: Oppiella nova
Lineage: Eukaryota; Metazoa; Arthropoda; Arachnida; Sarcoptiformes; Oppiidae
Source: the annotation of a GenBank genome assembly